AUGACUACAAACUCUGGUCUACAAUCAAUAGCUGAUCUAACAGCUUCAACUCGUUUGACCACUGGUGAUAUUCCUCCCCCUCUUGUAGGCUCAUCGACAACCGUUGUUGGAACCUGUCUUUAUAUAUUUGCAGGACGUUUGGUAUCUACAAGAAAAAUGACUAACGAUAUUUAUCUACUUGAUUUGGAAACUUUUGUAUGGACAAAAAUUCCAGAUGAUAAUCAGUUUGGGUGGUUAAGAGUAACUAAAGAAUUCGAGAUGAACUCAACAACAAACGGUCCAACAUUUGGUAACAUGAUGAAACAAGGAAUACAAUCGUUUAUGGAAGGAAAAAAUUCACAAUUAAAGCGUUCAAAAGAUUCAUAUUUUGCAGUGCUAAAGUAUAACACUCUUUUUAUGUAUGAUAGCGAAAGACAAUUAGAUUGCAAGGGUAUAAUAAUUAUAUCAAAUCAUAACGUAUCAAUAUAUCCAGAAAAUUUACCAGAUAAUGAGAUUUUUUCAAAAGCAACUUCGAUAAGAUUAAAAACAAAACAAUCAGUUUAUGAUGAUAUGAAAAUUGACAUAGAUGAUACUACUUAUUAUUUAUUUUGUAAUGUGGCAGUGGAAAAAGAAGAUUGGUAUUUUGUUUUGCAAAAAUCAUCAAAACUUGAGUCAAAUUCACCUGGACCUCAACCACAAGUUGUAAGGGAUAAAGCACAAUUUGAUCAAUUUUCAAUGAAUCAUCUUUUGAAAACUUUAUAUUCAAAUGAUGAACAUAUUGAAACACAAUGGUUGAAUGCUAUUUUAGGACGCGUAUUCCUUUCGGUGUACAAAACUCAAGCUGUCAAAGAUCACUUUGUUCGAAAAUUGAUCAGAAAGGUUAAAAAGAUAAAAAAACCGAGUUUUUUAAGCGAUAUUCAUAUCAAAUCGGUGGAAGUUGGAGACGGUGUGCCAUAUUUGACCAAUCCCAGAUUAGCCAAGUUGGAUAUAAACGGUGGUUUAAGUGUCGAUGUGGAUCUUGAUUAUAAUGGCGGAUUUCGUGUAGAAAUUGAAACCGAAGCAAUAAUUGCAGUUACAAAGUUAAAAACCAUCAAAUUACCUGUUGUGCUUGCUGUAGUUUUAAGAGGUUUACAGGGAAGGUUAUUAUUAAGAAUCAAACCUCCGCCAACCAAUAGAAUAUGGACAGGGUUUUAUGAAAUGCCAAAGUUAGAUUUACUAAUUGAACCUGUAGUUUCGGAAACUCAACUAAAGUUUGCACCAAUAAUUAAAGUCAUAGAAUCGAAAAUUCACGAGAUGUUUAUGGAUUCUUUAGUAUUACCAAAUAUGGAUGAUGCACCAUUCUUUAGAAGUUUUGGAAUGGGUGGUAUUUUUGAAGGUGAUGUUAAGAUUGGAGAAGAGAAUGAUGAAAACGAAAAUGAAGAACCAAAUGAGCAAAAUGAAGAUGAUGAUAAUAACAACAACUCUAUUGAUCCAGAUCCAGAUCCAGAACUUCAAACAGAAAUGUUGAACACAGUUAUAAGUGAGGCAAUGGAUCCAGAGUUACAAAAAACUGAACCAGAAUUAUUAUUGUCUUCGCCAUUAAAAGCUAAUGAAGAAAACAUGUUAACCUUGGAUGAACCAUAUAGGGAACCUAAUUUGACUAAGGGCAGAAUUAGAUAUAAUGUUGCUAAACAAUUAAAACGUUUUGAUGGAUUUUCACACAUAACAUCAAAAGACAAUUCGAACAACUCCUCAAUAUUGUCAUCUCUUCCUAAUUCACUAUCAUCAAAUUCCACAGGAUCUACAUUUAAACGUUGGUCAAGAUCAGUAUCCAUUCGUCGACAGAAAUCAGGACAUGAAAUUCCAGGAACUCUUUCUAACGAUAAUCGUAAUAACAGUCAACAAAAAAAAUCAUCUGAUAUUUCCAGUUCACCACCACCUCCACAAAUACCCUUAUCACAAUUACCACCAUUGCCACCAGAUACAGAUGAUGAUAUAACAGGUCCAAGCAAAGAAAGUUCCGCAAAUUCAAUAGAGAGUAUUAUAUUAACUGACGAAUCUGUGAGCAUGUCAACAACUCCACCGCCGUCACCACCUAAAUCACCACCAAAAUCGCCCAAUCGUUUAAUGUGA
Entrophospora sp. SA101 is the source of this 2091-nucleotide messenger RNA. The record is from the annotation of a GenBank genome assembly. NCBI's taxonomy places the organism in Eukaryota, Fungi, Glomeromycota, Glomeromycetes, Entrophosporales, Entrophosporaceae.